AUGCUACACCUUCCGUAGCUGCCAUGGCCAAUGUGGCCACCAUUGCUCUUAAUUAGUCUUCAUCUUCGUCUUAAGCUUCUCAAUUUCCAGAGUACAAAAGAACAAAUAUCCCUGUAAUUCAUAUCUUCAUAUCCUCGGCCCCUUUUCCAUUGCAUCACUGAAAUGAUGAUCUCUCUUCUCCAGAAAUUUAAACCUUUUCUUCUGUUUUUGAUCCCAAUCUUUGUGUUAAAUUUCGGAUACUCUUGCCAGUUUUCCUUGCGUUAUCUCCAAUGUGUAGAGAGAUAUCAUGAAGACUCCAAUCAUGAAACAUUAGUUGAAAACCUGGUGAAUUCUUUGUACUCCAAAUCUUCCGAUAACUUAUUCUACAAUGAAUCUUUAAAUGGAAUCCAUGGCCUCUUUCUCUGCAGAGGUGAUGUUAAUGAAGGCACUUGCCAAACCUGCGUCAAUAAUGCUACCCAAUUUCUGCCCCAAAAUUGCUCUUCUUAUCUAGGAGCAGUCAUCUGGUAUGAUGAAUGCCUGUUACGCUACUCCGAUACCAACUUCUUUGGUGAAAUAAGUUUUAGUCCAAACUACUGUAUUUGCAAUGCACAAAACGUUAAUUCAACGGGAGAGAACUCUGAGGUGCUUAGUUUGCUAGAUGAUUCGAUUAAGCAAGCUCAGAACUCAAAAAUGCUAUUUGACGCCCAACAAAAAGUUUUGAGUAGUAAUGGGUCGCAGUCUGGAUAUAUCCUAACGCAGUGCAGCAGAGAUCUCAAUAGUAGUUCAUGUUACUCUUGUUUGAAGAAUAUUACAAAUCAAAUCAGGGAAUGUUGCCCGUGGCCCGCAGGGUGGCGUUUCUUAGCCCCAAGUUGCUUUGCAAGAUAUGAAGAAUACCCUUUUUUUGAGAUGCCACGACAAGGAGCAGGGAAUGGAAGAAAAAGCAUAAAGAAGGUUGUGAUCAUCUCUGUAUCAUCAUCGGCAGCUGUCUUUGUAUUCAUUCUCGCUGGUUUCUUGUGUUUUACAUCCUACAGGAAGAAAAGACUGACAGGGGGAGGAAACAAUGAAGACAUUCCGUUAAGAAAUUUUCAAGGCCCAAAUCAAGAUCACAUUGUGGAGGCAGCAGGUAUAAACGAAGCAGAUGAAGAACACAGUGGGGAAAUGCAUUACUUUAGUUUAGCUGAAAUACAGGCUGCAACAAAUUAUUUCUCUGAUGCCAAUAAGCUGGGAGAAGGAGGUUUUGGUCCUGUUUACAAGGGAAUAAUGCAUAAUGGGAGAGAAGUAGCUGUCAAAAGGCUUUCAAUGACAUCGAAUCAAGGUGUUCAAGAGUUCGAGAAUGAAGUGAAGUUAAUCAUUAAACUUCAACACAAAAAUCUUGUGAGGCUUUUGGGAUACUGCCUUGAGAAAGAUGAAAAGCUUCUUGUCUAUGAGUACAUGGCCAACACUAGCUUGGACGCUUUUCUUUUUGAUGCAACAAAAUGCAAGCUAUUAGAUUGGAAGACAAGAGCAAAUAUCAUUAAUGGGACUGCAAAGGGCAUGCAGUAUCUGCAUGAGGAUUCUCGGCUUAAAAUAAUCCAUAGGGAUUUGAAGGCAAGCAAUAUUCUCUUGGACGAUGAGAUGAACCCCAAGAUAUCAGAUUUUGGCACUGCAAGAAUCUUUGGAAUUAGACAAAUGGAAGCCAACACUGAGAGAGUUGUUGGAACGUGCGGAUACAUGGCACCAGAAUAUGCAUUGGAAGGACAGAUCUCAGUAAAAUCAGAUGUUUAUAGCUUUGGAAUCCUAAUGCUAGAAAUAAUAAGUGGUAAAAAGAACAAGGGAUUCUCCACCUCAGAUUGUGGGCAGAGCCUUCUAGCAUAUGCGUGGAUGCUAUGGAGUGAAGGUAAAGCAGUGGAAUUGAUAGAUCCAAACAUUGACAACAACUGUCCCGAGAAUGAUGUUCAAAGAUGGACUCAAAUUGCAUUACUUUGUGUCCAGGAUGACCCUGCACAUCGGCCUACAAUGUCAUCAGUUGUUAUCAUGCUUGGUAGCAAGUCAACAUACCUCCCCCAACCAUCAGCAGCGAGAUUUCUGGCAUUGCCUGUUUAUUCUUCAAGUAGUGGAAACACGGGAUCUCUUAUGUCCGGUCAAUCUACAACCAACAGUACUACCUAGUUUCUUUUUUAAAAUAAUGUAAACUUCAAUUAACUAGUUAAUAUUGGGAUUGUUAUUAGAGUUGUGGCAUUGCCUAGCUAAUGGGGGAGGUUCACAAUCUGCUCUAUGCGUCUGCUGUAUGGGUCCUGAAGGGUAUGGUUUUGUUUGGGUUUUUAGGUUGUCAUAAGCUGCAGGUACCGGCUUAGUUUUUUUCUUCUCCUGUAGUUUUCCUGAAGGUUUUUUCUGAGCUUUUGAGUAUUUGAUUGAUGUAGGUAAAUUUGGUUGUGUAACUUGAGUUCCCCGGAUUGUAUUUGUUUUGGGAGUAUUUCUUAUGCUCCUUUUCUAAUAUAUUUCGUAUGAUGCU
Rubroshorea leprosula is the source of this 2470-nucleotide messenger RNA. The record is from the annotation of a GenBank genome assembly. Lineage: Eukaryota; Viridiplantae; Streptophyta; Magnoliopsida; Malvales; Dipterocarpaceae.